This is a messenger RNA of Ilyonectria robusta, 816 nucleotides long. RefSeq lists its product as uncharacterized. The transcript has a single exon. NCBI's taxonomy places the organism in Eukaryota, Fungi, Ascomycota, Sordariomycetes, Hypocreales, Nectriaceae. Bases 1 to 816 code for a protein of 271 amino acids. The record is from RefSeq and is a predicted model, not a curated record.
AUGAGCACGGCCAACAGCAACGUCGAGCUCCUCGCGGCGCUGGUGGACCUGGACGACGCCGACGCCGGCGAGUACCGCUUCCUCGUCGACGGCCGGCACGUCAAGUACGUGACGGUCGAGCCGGGCGCGCUGCCCAAGGACGACCGGACGUUUGCGCCCGUCCUCAUCCCGCUGCUGCCGGCGUUCCCCGCGGGCGACUGGAACGAGGGCCGCGUGCGCAAGGAUGAGCGCACGGGGAAGCUGGCCUUCGCCAAUCUCGACAAGAGCCGGCUCCCGGGCAUCGGGAACGUGUGGCACGGCACCAAGGUCGACCACCUGGAGCUCAAGAAGGUCGCCGGCGUGCGCCAGACGCUGCACCGAGUCACGCACCCGCGCUUCGACCGGCCCAUGCUGGCCAAGUUCGCCCAGUUCCCGUGGGAGAUUCCCUACUUCGCCGCCGAGACCACGUCGUACGAGUGGAUCCACAACCGGGGCGUCGGCCCCGAGUUCCUCGGCCACAUCCACGAGGACGGCCGCGUCAUCGGCUUCCUGCUCGAGGAGAUCCCCGGCGUGCGGACGGCCGAGCCCGGCGACCUGGCCGCGUGCCAGCGCAGCCUGGAGCGGCUGCACGCGCUGGAGAUUAAGCACUGCGACAUCAACAAGCACAACUUCCUGAUCCGCGAGGACAACGAGGCCGUGCUGAUCGACUUUGAGACGGCGCAAAAGUGCGCAGACGUAGAGCAGCUCGACGCCGAGUAUCAGAGCCUCCAGGAGUCGCUGGCGGAUACAUCGGGGAGGGGAGGGGCCGGGAUGGCGAGUGAUUCAAGUUCGGACUGA